This is a messenger RNA of Rhodamnia argentea, 1373 nucleotides long. RefSeq names its product (+)-neomenthol dehydrogenase-like. The transcript has 5 exons. Gene Ontology annotation, cellular component: membrane. The record is from RefSeq and is a predicted model, not a curated record. Lineage: Eukaryota; Viridiplantae; Streptophyta; Magnoliopsida; Myrtales; Myrtaceae. Bases 237 to 1118 code for a protein of 293 amino acids.
ACAGAGCUAUCUGAAUGACACAGAGGGCUGGUAACAUGACUUUGUACCCAAGUCACAUCCAAGGACUCGUGGCACAGCCUCACAUCUUCCCUAUUUUGACAGAUAAUCUACCAUUUUUGACCAAAUACAUCCUCGUGAUUUCACAGCAAUAUAACCACAUUUAGGCAAAGUUUCCAGUUUGGGAUUUGACUGAAAACUCCAUUUCCUUGCCUAUUCAACACAACCUCUCAUCGUCAAUGGAAGAUACAGCAAGAAGGUUAGCAGUUGUGACAGGAGCAAACAAAGGGAUUGGAUUGGAGACAGUGAAGCAGCUGGCUGCUAAUGGGCUCAGAGUGAUUUUAACAUCCAGAGAUGAGAAAAGGGGUCUCGAGGCUUUGGAUAAGCUGAAGGAAUUUGAUGGCUCGUUGUCUAAGCUGGUGGUUUUUCAUCAGCUUGAUGUCACAGACCCGGCUAGUGUAACUUCUUUGGCCGAUUUUGUCGGGACAAAUUUUGGUAAACUCGAUAUCCUGGUGAAUAAUGCAGGGAUUGUUGGAGUCAGGGUAGAUACUGAUGCUGUGUAUGCAAAUGGAGCGAGGACCCACUGGACGAAACUGAAGACCGAAACAUAUGAUUUAGCUGUGGAUUGUAUAGCGACGAAUUACUAUGGUGCUAAAAGAACUGCUGAAGCACUCGUGCCUUUCCUGCAGUUAUCCAACUCGCCGAGAAUUGUGAAUGUUUCCUCCUUCAUGGGAAAGCUAGAGAAUAUUCGGAAUGGAUGGGCCAAUGGCGUAUUAAGUGAUGCUGGAAGCCUAACAGAAGAGCAAAUAGAUGAGGUCCUGAACCAAUUCCUGAGAGACUUCAAGGAAGGGUCAUUACAUGCCAAAGGAUGGCCAAUGUUUCUCUCGGCCAACGCCAUCUCAAAAGCAGCCCUGAACGCCUUCACAAGGAUCCUUGCAAGGAAAAAUCCGAGUUUCUGCAUCAAUUCUGUAUGUCCUGGCUUUGUCCAAACCGACAUAAACUACAACAGCGGCAUUUUAACAGUGGAAGAAGGUGCCAAAAGCCCAGUGAGGUUGGCACUCCUGCCCAACGGCAGUCCUUCAGGUCUCUUCUACAUAAGAAGUGAAUUGUCAACGUUCUGAUAAAGAGGUCCUCCAAUUCUUUCCUCAUUUGGCAAUCCGGAUACUUUCGAUGUCUUGUUUUUGUGUCUUUCAGAUGUGUGAAAGUCUAAUUUUCUCAACUGGGGAGACAGAACGAUCCGAGUUAUGGUCUUCAGAUCACAAUGUUGAUAACUGUGAGUCAUGUUCAAUGGAUGCUUAGCUAGAAAGCGCAAAGUUUCCAUUUUGUUUGCCUCGUGAGUGAUUCCUUUAGCUGGCAAUAUUUGACAUGGCCUUCCU